CGUUCGGUAGAUCGUCGAAACCAACAAUGCCGCUCCUUUCAUACAUCCACGCCGCCCUCCGCCGCCGCAUGGGCUUUUCCGGCGUCGCUCUCACUCAUCUUCCACCGCCUUUCUUCUCGGCAGUGUUCCUGCUCUUCUUCUCUCCCAUGGCCGUCCUCUCCGGCCCGGUUUCCGUCUCCUCCAUCAGCCCCAACUUCACCGCUUCUUACUACAGCUUCAUCGACAGCUCCGGCGCGUUCCUGUCUUCACCCGACACCACUUUCCAGGCCCGAAUCUCCUCCAUCAACUCUGAUUCCAAAUCCUUCUACUUCGUCGUCGUCCACGUUCCCUCCAACGCCGUCAUCUGGUCGGCCAAUCGGAAUUCUCCCAUCUCGCAAUCCUCGGAGCUUCGAUUCUCGAACUACGGCCUCGCUUUAUACGACGAUUCCGGCAGCCCGCCGCCGGUUUGGUCAACGCCGGAGAACAUCUCCGCCGCCGCAUCUCUCCGCCUUCUGGAAUCGGGAAAUUUAGCCCUACUCGACUCCGCCAAUGUUUCUCUGUGGCAAAGCUUCGAUCAUCCAACGGACGUGAUUGUUCCAGGCCAGAAUCUAACGGUUGGGAAGCCCCUGAUUUCUUCCUCAACUGAUAGCAAUUUUUCCGAAGGUAAUUACCGAUUGGUACUUUCCGACGACGACGCGAUGCUGCAAUGGAAAGGGAUGACUUAUUGGAAGAUGUCGAUGGACCCUCGAGCUUUCCGGCACACGGCCGCCGCCACCGUCGAAUACAUGAUGAUGAACACUAGCGGUGUCUAUUUGAUGGGGAAGAAUGGCAUUAAUCAUCUUGAUGCUAUAGUCAUCAUUAGUAUCGAAUUCAACGAUUCUUCCGGCGACGAUUCGAUGAGCUUUCGAACAAUAAAGCUCGAUCACAACGGCGCGGUCGACAUUGUCAAAACAAGCGCGAAGUACGCGUCGAAUGUGCGAGAAUUCACGAGCCCCGUCGACUCGUGUCGAACACCGUAUAUAUGUGGGAGCCUCGGCGUUUGUUCUAAUGGAGGUUAUUGUCGAUGCGCACUGUCGUUCCAUCCGGGAACGAGCAACAGCGAAUGUGUGCCGGCGGAAGGUUCUAAUUUGGCGAUGGAAGGUUCUUGCAAUAGCUCGAUUAUGUCGUCGAUCAAUUAUUUGAGCCUUAGGGAGGAUUUGGACUACGUCUUGAACGAUUUCGUCGAUCCAACGAUGGUUAAUGCGAAUCUCUCGACUUGCCAAAGGUCGUGCUCGACGAAUUGCUCUUGCAUGGGUGUGUUCUACGUUCGAAACUCGGGGUCGUGUUAUUUCGUCACGGAUAGUUUUGGUUCGCUCGUGAUCAAGUCAAGUUCGACGAGCGACGGGAGCCGUAUGGGCUAUGUUAAAGUCGUUAAUAACAACGUCGUUUCGAGUGAGAAAUUGCGAAAGUUCCCUAUCUUGGUUGUGGCCUUAUUGUUGCCACUCUUAGCUAUAGUCGCAGUGAUAUCGGUGGCGAGUUUGAUUUGGUUUAGGAGGGCGAAAACCUCGAAAAUUGAUCGAGGAUACGCUUCGCCGUUGUCAUUCGAAAACGGAGAUGAACUCUUCGAUUCGAUCCCAGGAUUGCCCGUGGCGUUCGACUACAACAACCUUUUCACGGCGACGAAAGGCUUCGCUACUAAAAUUGGCGCCGGCGGGUUCGGGAGCGUGUACAAAGGCACGCUCCCGGACGGGACCGACGUUGCCGUGAAAAAGAUCACUUGCUUAGGAUCCCAAGGGAAGAGGGAGUUCCUAAGCGAGAUCGCCGCUAUCGGAAAAGUUCAUCAUGUGAAUUUAGUUAGGCUAAAAGGCUUUUGCGCCGAAAACGGGCAAAGGCUUCUGGUGUACGAGUUUAUGAACCGGGGCUCGAUCGACCGCACCUUAUUCGAGGGCGGUGAUUGCGUCCUCGGGUGGGACGAGAGGUUCGGGAUUGCACUUGGCGCGGCGAGAGGGCUUGCGUACUUGCACUCGGGGUGCGAGUACACCAUAAUUCACUGCGAUAUCAAACCGGAAAAUAUUCUCGUCGACGACAAGUUGCAUGUUAAGAUAUCCGACUUCGGGCUAUCGAAGCUCGUUGGCCCUGACGAGUCGGGGAUUUUUACGACGAUGCGCGGCACCCGGGGGUAUUUGGCGCCGGAGUGGCUCACCGGCGCGUCGAUUUCCGACAAGACGGACGUGUACAGCUAUGGAAUGAUGCUGUUCGAACUUGUAAGUGGCAAGAAGAACUCCUCCUUGCAACACCGGAGCGGUUCGGGGGACGGACCGGGCGGGUCGAACCGGGCGGUUUACUUCCCGCUGCUGGCCCUGGAAAUGCAUGAGGAGAAACGGUACGUGGAGCUGGUGGACCGGCGGUUGGGGGGGAGGGUGGGGGUGGAGGGGGUGGAGAAGGUGGUUAGGGUGGCGCUGUGGUGCGUGCAGGAAGAGCCGAGGCGGCGGCCGUCUAUGGCGAAUGUGGUGGGGAUGCUGGAAGGCGGGGUGGCGGUGGCGGAGCCGGAGGUGGAGGGGCUGAACUUCUUGAGGUUUUAUGGCCGGAGAUUGGCGGAGGCCGGCGGCGAAGAGGUGGCGUUCUAUGAACAACCUGAAAGUGGGUUUAACAGAUCGUAUGAUUCUUUGUCGUCGUACAUGUCGGAUGGAAUCUCCGGGGCCAGAUAGGACCUGCUAAAGGCAGUUCCAUCUUAAUGUAAAUAAAUCAUAUCACAAAUACUUAUAUUCAGUCGCCGACGGAAGUAGUAUAUUA
This is a messenger RNA of Andrographis paniculata, 2751 nucleotides long. RefSeq names its product G-type lectin S-receptor-like serine/threonine-protein kinase At5g35370. Gene Ontology annotation, biological process: protein phosphorylation. The transcript has a single exon. The record is from RefSeq and is a predicted model, not a curated record. Gene Ontology annotation, molecular function: protein serine/threonine kinase activity; ATP binding. NCBI's taxonomy places the organism in Eukaryota, Viridiplantae, Streptophyta, Magnoliopsida, Lamiales, Acanthaceae. The coding region runs from base 27 to 2666 and encodes 879 amino acids.